Messenger RNA from Colletotrichum phormii, 612 nucleotides. RefSeq lists its product as uncharacterized. The coding region runs from base 163 to 483 and encodes 106 amino acids. Lineage: Eukaryota; Fungi; Ascomycota; Sordariomycetes; Glomerellales; Glomerellaceae. The transcript has 2 exons. The record is from RefSeq and is a predicted model, not a curated record.
AAACGAGAAUUAACUACGAUACUUACGGAGAAAUCUGCGACCACGCCUCACUAGAGAAGGAAAGCCAUUUGCGAUUGUCUCCCCCACUGCACGAACCGGGAUACCCAAACUGCACGAAUUGCAACGAAAGCGACGACCGAUCCAACGAGACCGCAGCCCAUCAUGGCCGCGCGCAGCAGCACCAUGAUCCUAAGCAGAGCUCUUCACUCCCAGCGCACAACACAGAUGCCCCACGCAGCAUCGCGACUCUACUCAACAUCAGUAGAUGGCGAAAAGAGGCCGUCCAUUGUGGGAAACUUUUACAAAACGUUUACCCGGCCCGUCCUCAAAGUCCUCCUGAUGGCGACCCUUACAUAUCAAAUCGCCUACUGGACUUGGACGAAGCUUGAGCAAGACGAGAUCCGCGACGAGAAGAGCCAAGAGAUUGAGGGUCUCGAGGCGAGGGUCACAGAGCUGCAGGCAGGGAAGGGGACGAAGGCCUAAAGACAUGGUUAAGGGCGAAUAGAAUGGAUCAGAAAGCAAUAAGAAAGACACACAAGAGUCCGUUGCGGCCACCACACGGACUGAGGAACGCCGAGGUCGACACGAGAAAUGGAGAUGGACGUCGUCGAC